This is a messenger RNA of Cariama cristata (Red-legged seriema), 1045 nucleotides long. It is a transcript of the gene FBXO45, whose product is annotated as F-box protein 45. The transcript has 2 exons. The annotation marks the transcript as partial. The record is from RefSeq and is a predicted model, not a curated record. Gene Ontology annotation, cellular component: synapse; SCF ubiquitin ligase complex. Lineage: Eukaryota; Metazoa; Chordata; Aves; Cariamiformes; Cariamidae. Gene Ontology annotation, biological process: synapse assembly involved in innervation; proteasome-mediated ubiquitin-dependent protein catabolic process. Gene Ontology annotation, molecular function: protein binding.
GUCCGUGCCUUCCACCACGCCUUCAGCACCAACGACUGCUCGCGGAACGUCUACAUCAAGAAGAACGGCUUCACGUUGCACCGCAACCCCAUCGCCCAGAGCACCGACGGGGCACGGACGAAGAUUGGCUUCAGCGAGGGCCGCCACGCCUGGGAGGUGUGGUGGGAAGGCCCGCUGGGCACCGUGGCCGUCAUCGGCAUCGCCACGAAGCGGGCGGCCAUGCAGUGCCAGGGUUACGUGGCCCUGUUGGGGAGCGAUGACCAGAGUUGGGGCUGGAACCUGGUGGACAAUAACUUGCUGCAUAACGGAGAGGUGAAUGGCAGUUUCCCCCAGUGCAAUAACGCGCCCAAAUACCAGAUAGGUGAAAGGAUUCGAGUUAUCCUGGACAUGGAAGACAAAACAUUAGCGUUUGAGAGGGGCUAUGAGUUCUUGGGAGUUGCCUUCAGAGGACUGCCAAAAGUUUGCCUGUAUCCAGCAGUGUCUGCUGUGUAUGGGAACACAGAAGUGACUUUGGUCUACCUGGGAAAACCUCUGGAUGGAUGACGUGGAUUGUUUCGUUGGGACAUCAAGAUGUGGAUGAUUGGGAGGAGAAAUCUGCAUGUUGGUUAGAGGGAAACGUGUAUUAGAGGGAAAACAAAAAAGUCUGGGUGUGUGCCCAAGAACCAUCGAGGGAAUCACACGGAGCUUGGAAACGGAGGACCAGCCAUACUUCAGGAAUUGUGUUACAUUUCCUCUUUCUACCAGGCCUGAAAAAUCCUCAGGGUUGCAGUUGGUUGAGUGGGAAGCUGACACAUGCAUGUUGCAACAGAUUUCAUUGCUAAGAUGGUGGUGUGUGACCUCAAAUAUUUAAGAAAGGAUCUGAUAUGAAACUGCUUGAGGAAAUUAACCUGAGAUUUGUAAGUAGCGUGUUUUGUGAAAGACUCCCAUUUUAAAACUGCUUGUUCCUUCCCUUCCCUCCUUUGGGCCAACGUGAGUACCGGAGGAGAGUGAGUCUGGCUGGGUUUUAUUUACAAUUUUUAACAUAUACUGAGAAGGAUGGUCUGUC